GAUGACAUAAAACGAUGCAGAGAGAGGAGGAGAAGAGAGAGAGAACCGGGCUGCAUGCGCUCAGACCUAUUCAUGUCAUAUACCUGGUGGAAUAUUUUCGGAAUUUUUUCCUUCCUGGGGUUUUCUUUUUUUUUUCUUUUUUUUCUUCUUUUUUUUAAUGAGCAGUAGAGCCGUGACUGGCAUCAUUGAAAUCUCAAGACACACUCAUACAUACAAACACACACAAGCACACACUCACAUAUGGAUACGCACACACGUAAAGGGAGAUGUGUUCUUUUAUAUUAACAUUUGAACUCCAGGGUAAAAAAUAACGGGAGAACACCGGUUACGCGUUCAUACACCCACGCAAGCGCGGAGCGGACUUGGAACGACAGGAUUUGACUAAUUUCCCUCGCUAUUGCGCUGCAAAGUUGCCAAGAAAAUCUGGGGACUUGAAUCGUGACAGCAUGGCUGGAUUCGGUGCGUUAUUUGGCGCAUUCGGCGUCCGUCGCCCUCCCAGGAUAUUGUGCUGCUGGAAGCUGUUCUUUCUGCUCAGCAUCUUCUUUCACAACUACCUGAGCUCCUUGCUGGACUGUCCGCCCACCUGCACCUGUUCGCCCACGGAGAUCUACUGCAAUAAGUCCGACAACAGCAAAUUCUUCCCGCUGCUGUCCUUCCAGGGCACCGGGAGCACCGGGAAUAGUACCGGGAGCAUCGAGGACCUUUUCCAGAACAUCACCUCUAUACACAUCGAGAACUGGACUGGUCUGCAGACCUUGAGGGACGUGGAUAUGGAGCUCUACACCGGCUUACAGAGGCUAACUAUUACAAGGAGCAACCUGCAUACGAUCCAAGCUCGUGUUUUCUCCAAGAACCCCCACCUGCGCUACAUAAACCUGUCCAAGAACCCUAAGCUGACCACACUGUCCUGGCAGAUCUUUGAAUAUCUGCAGCUCUUCGAACUUCAUUUAGAGGAGGUGUUGUUUGCCUGUGGCUGUGAGAUCCGCUGGCUGCAGCUAUGGCAACAGAGAGGAGAGGCGGGGAUAAGCAGCCAACAGUUAUACUGUUCUGAUGGCGACAGGAAUAUACUGCUGCACGAUAUGAACAUUAGCAGUUGUGACCUGCCAGACAUCAGUGUCAGCCACAGUAACCUCACAGUAAUCGAGGGUGAUCGAGUAACAGCGAUUUGUAAUGGGUCUGGAUCCCCGUUACCUGAGGUGGACUGGCCUGUCAACGGCUUACACUCCAUCAACGCACAAGAGGCCAGAGUCUACGACAACAACACCAUCCAUUCCAUCAACAUAACUUUGGUCAAUGUGAGCAGAGAAGACAACAACUUCCUGCUAACCUGCACCGCCACCAACAUAGUGGGCAUGACCAACGCUUCAGUCCAGCUCACUGUUCACUUUCCUCCCUCCAUCGUGAAGCUGAAGGAGCCAGAACGCCGCCAUGACACAUGCAUAGAGUUCACUGUUCGAGGGUCGCCCCACCCAACAUUACGAUGGUUCUACCAAAAUAAGGAAAUUACCCACACUGAGUAUGUGCGCCCUGAUAUGGAUAUUUAUCAGGACUACAUAGAGGGCUGCCUAACCUUUAAGAAUCCAACACACCACAACAACGGCAACUAUACUUUGGAGGCCUCCAACUACCUGGGUGUAGCUACCAAUACCGUGUAUGGACACUUCCUCGACAAACCCUUCGAUGACCCAGAAACAGAUUAUGAUUAUGUAACCCCGACUGCACAGACUCCCAAACCUGAGGAAGAAACUUUUGGGGUCUCUAUAGCAGUAGGCCUGGCAGGGUUUGCCUGUGUGAUGCUGUUGGUUCUCUUUCUUCUCAUCAACAAGUAUGGACCACGCUCUAAGUUUGGCAUGAAGGGACCAGUAGCAGUGAUAAGUGGUGAGGAAGACUCUGCCAGCCCCCUUCAUCAUGUGAACCAUGGGAUUAUCAGCCCCUGUACGCUGGAUGCCGGGCCAGAUGCUGUGGUGAUUGGAAUGACCAGGAUCCCCGUCAUAGAGAACCCACAGUACUUCAGACAUGGACACAACUGUAACAAACCCACCACCUAUGUUCAGCAUAUUAAACGGAGGGACAUUAUUUUGAAGAGGGAGCUCGGAGAGGGAGCCUUCGGCAAGGUCUUCCUGGCUGAAUGUUACAACCUGAGCCCCACCAAGGACAAGAUGCUGGUAGCUGUAAAGACUCUGAAGGAUCCCACUCUUGCAGCCAGGAAGGAUUUCCAGCGUGAGGCAGAGUUGCUGACCAACCUCCAGCACGAGCACAUAGUUAAGUUCUAUGGAGUGUGUGUGGACGGAGACCCUCUCAUCAUGGUCUUUGAGUACAUGAAGCAUGGAGAUCUCAAUAAGUUUCUCAGAGCCCACGGGCCAGAUGCCAUGAUCCUGGUGGAUGGACAGCCUCUACAGACCAAUGGGGAGCUGGGACUGUCCCAGAUGCUUCACAUAGCCAGUCAGAUUGCAGCUGGGAUGAUCUACUUGGCGUCUCAACACUUUGUGCACCGUGAUCUGGCAACCAGGAACUGCCUAGUGGGGAAUGGCCUGCUGGUGAAAAUAGGAGACUUUGGCAUGUCCAGAGACAUUUACAGCACAGAUUAUUACAGGGUGGGAGGUCAUACGAUGCUGCCUAUCCGCUGGAUGCCCCCAGAGAGCAUCAUGUACAGGAAGUUCACCACAGAGAGUGACGUGUGGAGUUUUGGAGUCAUCCUAUGGGAGAUUUUUACUUACGGCAAACAGCCAUGGUUCCAGCUCGCCAAUAAUGAGGUGAUAGAGUGCAUUACUCAAGGCAGGGUACUGGAGCGCCCCAGGCUCUGUCCCAAAGAAGUCUACGAUAUUAUGCUGGGCUGUUGGCAGAGGGAGCCACAACAGCGCCUCAACAUUAAGGACAUCCAGAAGAUGCUGUUUACUCUGAUGAAAGCCACACCAGUCUAUCUGGAUAUACUUGGAUAGAAAUGGAUACGAGAGGAAAGGAAUGGAAUGUAUUUUAGGUUGGACCAGAUCAUUACUGGACUAGAAAUUAGUUCACUGGAUCAAAAGGAAAUGGAUUGCCUUGGAGUGGAAGUCUAGCCUGGACUCACAGCACAGUCCAGUGAAACCAUGAAACCAUGUGAAGAGGGAUUAGGGAUGGACUGUACCUUGCUUCCAACUGCCUGACAUGUAAGGACCGGAUGAACGGUCUAAAGUGAAGUGUUUAACUGGAUCGGAAUGAACGGGAUUACAUUGGAUUGUAUCACAUUAUAAUUGAAGGAAAUGUCUUGGAUCUUACUUAAAUGGUUGGGUCCAGGCUUGUGUGGUCCAGUCUUGCUCCUUUUUGAAUUAACUCAUGGCUAAAAAUACUUGACUAUGAAGUAUGGAUUCGAUCAAACUGGACUGAACUGGAUUGACCUGAUUGUACUGGUCUGGUAUGGUUUCUUAUCCUAAUAAUUUAGGUACCAUCAUUUCCUCAUUUCACCUUGUCUAAAUUAGUGCAGCUUUGGUUCUACCCAAGUCUUGAUAAAGCCUGAUCUAGUCUAGUAGAGCCUGGCCUAGUUUGACAAAAUUUCAAAUAUUUCAUUUUAGAUGUGGUUUAGCUCGAUUUAGCUUAAUUUCAUGAAUCCUAAAUUAGAAUGAUCUUACUUGCUAGCCCUGAUUUGAGUUGUAUUUCUGUCUGCUCAUCACACAGUAAAUCGCCCUUUCACUAAAACAGUUGGAUUAUUUGCCUAGAAUUUUACACAUCUUGAGUUGCCAUUAUUACUUGACCAGAUUGGACUGUCCCUUAUAUAUAACUUGAGAGUGUUCAUGGCAAACAUUUUGGAACAUCUUUAUAAUAUCAUCAUGAUGACUCCCUACAGUUUUGAAGUACUAAAUGUGUGUUAAUUAAAUCUAUUUCUAUUUAAUUACCUACAUUUCAGGAGUGAAACAGUUGUCUGCUUCUGAUGGAAUUUUUCAUCCCAAAGUGGUGAUCAUAAUCUUUGACUUGUGGUUCGUAUUAAAAACCAUCGUGGAACCUUUUCUAGCACGACUACUCCUGAAACAAGCAACAUUCUUGUGGCUCCGACAAGAAUUGCCAUGAUACAAACGUCAAAGAAAGAGGCCACAAUGCUGACAAAGUAAACCACCAGAUUCUAGAGAGCUAUCAAAAAAUAAGAGACCGGGUAGUUCAGGUAUAAUGUUAAGGGAAUGCACUGUUCACAUAACCAUCUGUGUGACAGAUUGCAUUCUUUGAAACUGUUCAUCAAACAUUAAGGAAGUUGGUCAACAAGAAAGGACAGUCUGCAUAAAACAAAUAUGUCUUGAAAGCAGUCAUUGUGUUCUGAAGUGCUAGUCCAAUGUCAGCCCACUUUUAUAGUUUUCAUCUGCAAAACCUUCAUAGAUACACCUUCUAGUCCUGGCCUCAUGUUAGCCCCCUGAGCUCUUUACGUCUGCAAGAACCUGACCAGACCUUCCAAUCCUGAGCCUGGAAUUAUGGCCUAAGUGACUGUCUGUCGCCAUAGAGAUGGACCUAAGUGCCUCCUACUUCUUUGUAAACACUCGGAACUCAAAAAAUAGUCUUUCAAAAUAAGAGCACUUUUACAUUUUGUUUACAUGCUUAAAAAUGUACACUAGCUACAAACUUUCCUUUCUUACAAACAAACCUACUUUCAGCACUCUGUGUAAAAAACCCUCAAAAAAACUAAUAAAAUUAUGAAAAUUAUACAGAAAAAAUUACCCCUGGAGGAAAAAGCAAAAAUGAAAAAAGUUUUUUUGUAUACUUUGCAGCUUGACAAGAACGUCUUAAAUGUUUUAAGAAAAUACAUAUUCUAUAUAUUUUUUUAUUUUUUUUUUAUUUAAAUCAAAGUGUGGACUCUGCCAUGCACCAAAGCCAUUGGAAUAAUCUGCAACUGGAUAGGAACAGAACUGAUCACCAUUAAAAGACAAUAAUAGGCUGGAAGGUAAACUUUAAGGGUUACUUUAAAAAUAAGCCUUUUUGUGUAGUGUGAUAUAAGUGGAUCCACUAUGACGUCAGAUUCCAGACACAAGAGAACUGAAAGGAUAACGACGGAGCUAACAGUCAAUAAACAAAAUCGUGUUACUUUCAAAAAGAAUGUAUAUACUGUAAAUUUCUACAUCUUGAGAUGUGUUAACUUAUUUCCUUUUCUUGAGUUUGAUUAUUUUUUAGCUUCUUGGUGUGUUGUUAUAUGGUUCAGUAAAAACCAAUAGAUAUUUUGAUAAUAUUUCUUUCCGAUUGUAAUUACAGUUAUUAUUUACUUCCAUCUACUAUCCAUUCAUAGAAUGUCUUUUAAACAUUAUCGACAUUUAAACAAUUUCUACUCAUUGCACUUUUAGUUGGUCAUUUGAUUGUAAUGUAUGAUUCAGGACAGUAGAGGGAAGAUGUACAGUUAGCGGGCCAGUGUUUUAUUAACCUCAGAGUGCAAGUACUAGGAUCAGAAACAUUUUGGGAUUUAUUUGUUUCCAUUUGCCAGCCAGAGACUGAUGAAAAAAUACUGGUAUCAGUUUAAUCCGUUUAGGUCCAUUAAUGGUGUUUGACCUAGCUUAGCAUAAAGAGUGGAAGCUGAAGGAAACUGCUAGCCUAGCUCCCACAAAAAUGGAAAAAGUACACAACAAUUCUCAAUCUAUCUUUUCACCUAGGCAUGGUUUUUAUAAACAAUUUCCCAAAAUGUCAAACUGUGCCAUAAAUAAUACAGUUUGCCACCUGCCUUGCAAUUCAUUCCGAUCAGAUUUGCACUGUUACUCUGAGAAGCCAGAAACUGCUAAUAUAUAUAGUUAGCUUCACUCACUCAACUAAGCAUCCAGAUCUGUCUCCGUAUGUAUUAGAUUUGCUCCUCACUCACUAUCUGAGAAUCAUAAUGUUUUAAAAUACACGGACAAUGCCAUUGGUCCAAUCUCACCAGGAUGACAAUUUAGGGCAUGGGGUCAUUGGCUAGACAUGCUCAACACGUUUGGUGUUCUGCCAAAAGCAAAACAUUGGGUCAGUAAGCAAAGAUUGGGUUUAACAUCGGGUCACUUCAUUUACCCCAUGGCUCAAUUUUUACAACUGAUGUCUUGAAGCAAUCAAAAUUCAUCACUCCAUUAGCUUAAGGCAUGAAAACCCAUGCUAAACUGUAAAUCAGUCAAGUUUACAGCAAAAUGACAAAUCUUUGUUUUUUUUAAUCAUAAAUGAUAGCCAUAAUAGUAUUAUUCAUCUGUCUAAAGGUGAAGACAGGGCUGUCCCUCGGGGUUAAAAGACCGUGAAAAGUUUACCGUGGUCGGAUAGGUGUGAGAUACUACAUGUAAGCCACUGUAACACUCUUCAGUGUAAUGAUGUUAGAUUGUAAUGUAUCUCAUACUGUCUAAGAACUAGUUUCUCAAAAGCACCUUUGUGUUAAAAUAGUUCAACUCAACUCAAAUUUUUACCUGGCAUUGGAGCUGUAAUGAAGAUGUAAAUGCCCAUGAAGCCUGGGGAGAUAGUACGGGUAGAUCUGAUCCCAAUGCUUUUCUAAAUUCAAAACACCUGUGUGAGGCCUUGGGUUUUUACUAAAUUAUAUUUUCAUGUAUAAAUUAAAACUGCAAUGUCAGGAUAAAAUAGGGCCAGAGUUAUCUUAGAGCCAGAGGUGCUUGUGUUAAACCUUGCCCAGAGUGUGAACUUUUCCAGCUUCUUUCUUUCUAAGCCCUUUCAAGAACUAUUGUAUGACACACAGUUUUCUGAUUUAAGUGUAUUCACAUUAAACAGUUAUAUUCCAUAAUUAUUCACAUUUAUGAAGAUGUAGUUUUAGCAGGCACAGGAAACUUGUCUAAAGUUCAGUAGCUCUUCAGUUUUAUGUGCAACUCAAAGCUUCAUGUCUUUAACUCUACAGAAAAAGUCUGUUGCAUAAAAGUGGAAAAAGAUGAGAAUGUAAAAACACACAUCUGGUGGGUCAGUACUUCAUGGCACAUAUGGUACAUUGCAUCUUUCUCUCACUGUAAAGGUUUUUUCCUGACUGUCCUCCAGGAAGACAUGUUUUACCCACUAGUUGCUCAGGUACUUUGCACUGAUGUGUAGCACGUUCCAUGGACAUGGCUUAGAAACAGUCUGUAUUUAUAUACCACUAUUAUUGUGGUACAGAGUCCUAGGGGCCUUGUGUAAUGGUAGUUCAGUGUGUGCUCACACCCCUGGGGUUGGUGAUGUCAGAUGUCAGACAUCUUAGACCUGUCAACCCAAGCAUUGAUUAAGAAAACAAUUUCUUUUGGGGUUUUUUUGGUUCCUGGAGGAUGUUGUGAAAAAGUUACAAAAUUGCAACACCUCUUCCAACCUCGUCCAUGUUGAGCUUCAAAUCUUUCAACUUACUAUCUAUUGAUGGUAAUUUUAGUUGUAAUUAUUUAAUUAUUAAUUAGUAUUCCAUAUUAAUAGAAUAGUGUAUUUCAUGAGACUGACUGAAUCAGUUAAAGCUGCAGUAGGUAAUUUUUUUUAUAAAAAUAACUUUUUGUUGUACAUUCUGAAACUUUAACUAUAUCCUAAAAGUAGUACAUAAGUGAUAAUCUGUGAUCAAAUCUAAUGGCAUUUGCAAAAAAAUUUAUUUAAACAAAGUCCACAGUCAGGCACUGAUGAUAUUAUAGUUAGUUAUAUCAAAAUGUACCUUAAAAAUGAAUUCAUUAUUAAUAUAUCAGACAAAAUGGGACGCAGAAAUUUGCCUUGCAUUAUUCGCUAGAAUUUGACUGUUGGAGUGUUAUUUAUUUCCAAACACUACUGACUAUAUAGACAGACUUUGGGGUAUAAUCCAAGUUUAGAUUUUUUCUGAAUGACUCUUAUCCAUUGCCAUUUAACUGUACAAUCCACCUUGUUGCUAAGUGAUUUAACAAUUAACCCUGUUUUUUGGUAAAGUCUCAACUUUUUAGAACGCAGCAAGCGCACAACAGGUCAUGUAACAAGGAUAUACCAAUCACCUCCAUAAGACAUGCUGAGCAAGGUAGUAACAACAUCGGGUUGAAAGAUCAGUUAAACUGAAGAUGCUUUUUUUCUUUUGUCUACAUAAAUCAAGCAAGGGGUUUAUGCUGCUAGUAAUCCAUGUGUCUUUGUUGUGACUUUUGCUUAGUAACGACUGGCGUGAUAGUAGUGCAUCCUCCCAAGCACCUUGGUUAAAAGGACGAAAGCUGUGUGGAUGGCAUUUUCCAGGUGUUUUCCAACGCAAUAUGUGAAUGGCCCCUUAGAAGUCCUUCCUUGUAGGGAGGCAGAAAGUCAGCGUGUGGAGGGAGGGGUGAUAGAUCAAUGUGCAGCCUACUGACUGUCUUGCAGGGUACCACAUUUGUGUCCAAUCAUCUGUAAUGAAUGUUUUAGGGGAUAACAACAUAUAACAUCAAAGUUACCAUGUGCAGGCAUAAUAAUUGAACUAGCCAUCAGGACUCUGGAGGACUUUAAAUGAGGCAGCCAGGUCUGGAACAACCAUCAAGAACCUGACCCAGUUUUCUGAUUUCUUCUGUUGACAGCAGACCUGACACAGUUUUGGCUGCUCAGAACAGUAUUGUAAAGCACUAUAAGCAUGCCAUGCUAGUACAUGCAAGCUUCCUGGAGGACAAACUCACCGUGCAAAACGCAGAAAACUCUCAAAUAUUAAAACCAGACUUGUUAUGCUGCUAAGUGUGUCCUGUAUGAUCACAGCCUUAAGCUUUCACUGAAGGAGUCUGAGCUCUAUUCUUUAUGUACUUCUAGUGCCAUUUUGGUGAGGGGAAAGGGUUAUUUUUUCUUUGUUCUUCAGCCAUACAUUUUCUAGUCUUUUUUGUUCAGAUUUUUUCCACGCUCAUUGUUCUUUCUAUAAUCCUCUGGACUCUCUUUCCAUGCAAUUUAUUCAACCUUUCUGUCUCAUGUACUGUCUAUUCUCAUUCUCCUUCGCUCUUCUCGUUCCUGCAAGUGUUUUCCUGCAUCAUGUCUCCCAUACGUAUAUAAGCUAAAUAUGUUAAAACCAUCAUUACUCAAUAAUAAGUCAGUGUCUUUCUCUUCUGCUCUCUUUCUCUCUCUCUCUCUGGGUAACGUGUUGUAUAUCUGUCUUCAUACUAUAAUUUAUAACUCUAUGUAUUAGAAUAAUUUGACAAUUUAUAUAAUGUCUUUUUAAAAAGCUGAUAGGUAGGGAACUUUUAAGGUGGCUCUGUGUAUGAUUCUGAUUCAUUAAAAGUUACUUCAUCUUUGAA
Dicentrarchus labrax (European seabass) is the source of this 9107-nucleotide messenger RNA. RefSeq names its product neurotrophic tyrosine kinase, receptor, type 3a (gene ntrk3a). The transcript has 18 exons. Gene Ontology annotation, biological process: regulation of phosphatidylinositol 3-kinase/protein kinase B signal transduction; cellular response to nerve growth factor stimulus; cell surface receptor protein tyrosine kinase signaling pathway. Gene Ontology annotation, cellular component: plasma membrane; axon; signaling receptor complex. The record is from RefSeq and is a predicted model, not a curated record. NCBI's taxonomy places the organism in Eukaryota, Metazoa, Chordata, Actinopteri, Moronidae. Bases 447 to 2939 code for a protein of 830 amino acids. Gene Ontology annotation, molecular function: transmembrane receptor protein tyrosine kinase activity; neurotrophin receptor activity; ATP binding.